Microthlaspi erraticum is the source of this 1323-nucleotide messenger RNA. Lineage: Eukaryota; Viridiplantae; Streptophyta; Magnoliopsida; Brassicales; Brassicaceae. The record is from the annotation of a GenBank genome assembly.
AUGGCUGAGAUCAAGAUUACAAAAGUAGAGCAAGGGCAAACCAAGAUCAGGAAUGUUCCAGUAGCUGUAACUCCUGAAGGCUUCUGGUGUUGUCCUUCUCCUGUAGCUUUCCAAAAGACUCUCAAGUCUCAUCACAACUCUCUCAACAAACACAAACAAUCUUCUCCUCCUCCUCCCCAACUUCCAAAACCUAGACAGACUCCGACAACGGAGAAGGAGAAGAAACCGUCGUCGACAACGAUUAGAUCCGUCAUCGCCUCCGACGAGCUUCAACAUCAGAAUUCGGCUAAUAAUUCAGAGACCCAUCACAGCAUCUCUGUUCCGGCGACGGUUCAAGAGAGGCCACAGAGGCAAAAGGUUGAGACUUUACCGAGAAAAGUAGCGAUUGAGUUCGGCGAACCAGGAACUAGCGACGCCAAAGUGAUUCUUGUAGGGAAGCAAGGCUUUUGCGUGAAGCUGAAACGUAAGCAGAGUCCUUCGUGUCCUCAAGAGGUUCUUGGUUUCAGUUCAUGUAUUCAAUCUUAUUUGGAUUACUUAGAAGCUGUGCCAUGGGUUGGAGAAGAAGAAGAAGAGAAAGUGAUCUCAUCGAUUCUCAGAUUGAAAACCGAAGGAGUUGUUGAAGCAAAGAGGAGAAGAGUCGCGAGAGAUGAAAACUAUCGUCCUGAAGCUUCUCAGGGAACAGAAUGGAGCCAAUGUAUAGCUGAUAACUUCAACGAAACAUCUACACCUCUUGCCAAAACUGUUUCAACUCUGUUUUCUCUGUUUCGACAAGCAGAGACCGAUACCAAACAGAUUGCUGUGGAAGCUGAUAACUUGACGUCGCUGCUCGAUGUUUUAGCGGAGAGACAAGCUGCGGAGGAGUUCUCAGUGACAUGGGCGAACCAAAAGGAGCUUGCUUUGCUACACGAGAAGCUUCCUUCGAUGUCGCGUUACCAUAUAAGCCGUGUAACGUCUCGGCUCUUCGUAGGGAUCGGAAGAGGAGAGUUGUUGCUUUCGAAAGACACUCGGCUUUUGCUGUUGACCACGUGGUUGCAACUGUUGUUUAGUGAUUACAAUUGGUUGCAGCAUGGUUGUAGAUCGUUCGAUGGGAAGCUUGUGGAGGAAGGGAUUGGGAGGACGAUACUGACGUUGCCGUUGGAGGAUCAGCAGAGUAUUUUGCUGUCGUGGCUUGGGAGUUUCUUGAACGGAGGAGAUGGUGGGUGUCCGAAUCUUCAGAGAGCUUUUGAGGUUUGGUGGAGAAGAUCGUUCAUUAGACCUUACUCUGAUCGUCAGGCAGAGGGUAAUGGCUUGAGCCAGACGGAUGAUUCGACUUCAAAAGAGUGA